AUGACAGCAUCACAUGAAGGAGAUAAAAUCCGUCAAGCUAGCUCUUCGACGAACGAUACUUGUCAAACUCGUAUUAGUAUCGCCGAAGAGGACCAUAUAGUUUCCAUAGCCCCGCCACGAGCCAAGAGGACACAGGUUGCCCGAGCCUGCCAGAGAUGCAGAAGGCUACAGAAAGCCUGCAGCGACUCUCGCCCGUGUCGACGGUGUACCAAGGCUGGGCUUGCUGAUGAAUGCAGCGGAUUUCCCGUCCAAUCCCGAAGUCUAACCCGGGCCCGACCUACUAAAACGCCAAGGCUUGCUAAGAUACCUGUAGAAGGAGGUGUAAAGUCGUUGGAUUUUGCUACGUCUUCGCCAUUUAUCAACUUUGACCUGCCUACAAGUCCGCAGGCAUUUACUAGUUUUGCAAGGCAGUCGUUUGAGAGAAAGGCGGACCUUCUACCACCUCGAGUAGUCGAGUACUGUUCUAAACGUUUCUUCGAACGUCUCGCCCCGACGAUCCCGAUCGUGACGCCCGAGUACGUCGCCAAUCUUAGAACGCGACUAGCCUCGGAUAGUGAAGCCUACUGCGUUCUACUUGGCUUGUGCGCUAUGGUGACGUUGCAGGUUGAGGAUCCUAGGAGUAAGCCUUUUGGGCAUUGUGUUACAGCUGAGAAUAAUGCCGCAUACGGCUGGAUGCUGCUCGAGGAGGCUCUAGCAGCCCACCGUCAUCUUACACGGAGAUCGAACCCAUCUCUAGAUUCGGUUCUACUCGUGUUUUUUAUAUACGCGUGCCACGCAAGUUUAUUCCACCAUUCUCAAGCCUUCUUCUUCCUCCGCGAAGCCGCCACACUCUUCAUCCUAAUCAAGCCAGAGACCUUAGAUGAUCUUUCGAAGCUGCUAGCCGAGAGACUUUUCUGGGUUCUGCUCAUUUCUGAGAGGUCUCAUGCGAUCCGUUACCGGCGCCCCUCUACGCUUCAAGUAACUACCAACGGCUUCGGGUUAUCAUUCUCCAGGGACCGUGAAUCCUCGCUAGCUGGUUUCCGGUGUUUAGCUGCUCUCUUUCGUUCCCUAGAUACCAAUUUCAUAACUCUGCUCAACCAAGAGUCAGCUCCAGGUGCAGUUCCUGUUAACUCAUUUGACGAAGCCGAGUCAGCCAUCAACGCGGCGUUGAACCAUACGUGUCCAUCUGACCUUCUCCCCAACGCAAAAGGCCAAUCUCAGGGUCACGCAACUAUGGCUCCGCAUUGUGCUCUGGCAGUUACGAUUGCGUUUAGGUCACCUCUCGGAGCAGAAUAUGCGGAGUAG
Molecule: messenger RNA, 1284 nt
Organism: Daldinia childiae
Lineage: Eukaryota; Fungi; Ascomycota; Sordariomycetes; Xylariales; Hypoxylaceae
Exons: 1
Coding region: 1-1284 (427 amino acids)
Biological process (GO): regulation of DNA-templated transcription
Molecular function (GO): DNA-binding transcription factor activity, RNA polymerase II-specific; zinc ion binding
Source: RefSeq, a predicted model, not a curated record